AUGUGGCUUGGGUUCCUCGGGCUGCUGACCCUGUCAGAGUGCCUUGCCAUAAUUCCUCUAACGAAGAUCAGGCCCAUGGGAGAAAUCUUCAAGGAGAAAAACAUGCUGAAAAAUUUCCUAGAGGAGAACACAGAGAACAUGUCGCAGAUUGCCACUGAUGACCCAAAUCAUACUCUUCAACCCACAAGGAACUACAUGGAUAUGUUCUAUGUUGGCACCAUCACCAUUGGAACACCCCCUCAGGAAUUCAGGAUCCUCUUUGAUACUGGCUCAUCUGACUUGUGGGUGCACUCCACCUACUGCUCCAGUAUCUCCUGCCGUGCACACAAGCUCUUCAACCCUCGUUUAUCCACCAGCUUCCGGCGUUCCGAGCGGCCCUUUGACAUCAAAUACAUCUCUGCGAGGAUUGUUGGAAUUCUUGGCUAUGAUAUCGUUCGGAUUGGGAGUCUUGUCAACACUGUCCAGGUAUUUGGCAUGAGCAAGAAACAGACUGGGUUGAAUUACAAAACUUUUGAUGGUAUCCUGGGCCUGGGCUUCCCCAGCCUCGCCAUACUAGGGACCACCCCUGUCUUCGACAACCUGAAGAGACGAGGCAUCAUUUCUGACCCUGUCUUUGCCUUCUACUUGAGCACCAGGAAGCAGAAUGGCAGCAUGCUGAUGAUUGGUGGGGUGGACCACAGGUACCACAAAGGAGAGCUCAAGUGGAUACCAGUGCCCCAAACCCUCUUCUGGCAGAUGAUCAUGAACCACAUCAUCAUGAAUGGGACGGUUGUUGGUUGUUUCCAAGGCUGCCGGGCCAUUCUGGAUACCGGGGCUGUGUUGCUGGCUGGCCCAACUAGAGUGGUCACCACCAUCCACAAGCUCAUCAGUGCCAAGCGUGCUGGUAAAGAGUACCAGGUUCCAUGCGAUAGCAUCAGGAGCCUGCCUACUCUCAUCUUCAACAUCAAUGGCAAUGACUACCCAGUGCCCGCUGAAGCCUACAUCUGGAAGAGUCCUCUGGGCAACUGUUUCAGCAACUUUCAAGGGGGCACAGAGAAGUGGGCCAAAUCGGAGUCCUGGGUCCUGGGUAACAUCUUUAUGAGGCUGUAUUUCUCAGUUUUUGAUCGCGGAAACCGAAGGAUUGGCUUGGCUCCUGCAGUGUAA
Molecule: messenger RNA, 1143 nt
Organism: Hippopotamus amphibius kiboko
Lineage: Eukaryota; Metazoa; Chordata; Mammalia; Artiodactyla; Hippopotamidae
Product: pregnancy-associated glycoprotein 2-like
Exons: 9
Coding region: 1-1143 (380 amino acids)
Biological process (GO): proteolysis
Molecular function (GO): aspartic-type endopeptidase activity
Source: RefSeq, a predicted model, not a curated record